Carya illinoinensis is the source of this 947-nucleotide messenger RNA. RefSeq lists its product as uncharacterized. NCBI's taxonomy places the organism in Eukaryota, Viridiplantae, Streptophyta, Magnoliopsida, Fagales, Juglandaceae. Bases 89 to 400 code for a protein of 103 amino acids. The transcript is spliced from 3 exons. Gene Ontology annotation, molecular function: iron ion binding. The record is from RefSeq and is a predicted model, not a curated record.
ACAUCAGAUUUUUUUCCAAAAUACCCUAAUCCAUCCCCUCACCCUCGUCUCUCUCUCACCGAACCCAUAUCAGAUCAAUGUGGUGGCUAUGGAGUAUAGUUCAUAUAAAGAAGUGCAGGUAUCUGGAGAACAACGGGUGUGUAGGAAUGAGUCUGAAUAUGUGCAAGAUUCUACUCAAGAUUUCUUCACCAAUGAAUUUGGGCUUCCAUUAACCACGAUUCCAAAUUUUGAAGAUAUGAGUUGUGAUAUCUUUUACAUGUUGGUAAGAGAAGGAUCAUUUAAAUGGUUGCCUGGCAAGCGGUGCUCCUACAAUGAAGAAUUUGAAGAGAUGGGAAGGCCUCCAUCUGCGAGGAAUUGGAUGAGAGAGGGAGACGAGCAAGAGGGAUGGAAACAAUGUUGAGAGAUUUGAAGAGAGAGAGAGAGAGAGGCUCAGACAUGAGGGAGGAAUUGGGUUUCGAGGGAGGUGAGGGAUGUCUAUUUCGGUGCGGUGUGUCCCAUUCCUAGUCUAAUGGGUGGGCUACGUGGCAUACUACUAUUGGAGGCUGUUCUCAGCCCUACAUCAGAGGAACCACUCAAAAGAUAUUCUCAUACCCAUAUAUGUUGUAGUAUGCACUAGCAAAUUACAUAUGGAACUAGGCACCCAUCUCACCCAAAUCAUUAUUUUUUUGUCACACAUUAAUUUUAAUUAUAUUUAAGUCCACUAGUAGUAAUAUUUUCGGUUUAGGUUAAUGUUUAGGACCUUGCAACUAGUACUGUCCUUGACUUUAUUAGCAAAUUUACUAGCAAAUCACUUGCCAUCCCCCCCCCCCCCAAAAUGAUGAUUUUUUUUUUCUUUUUUCUUGUUGUCACUGUAUAGCAUAUAGUAGAAUGUCUAAACUUGUUGGACAUCCAAAAUAAUUAGCACAAUAAUGGUAAUACUAUGUUUUGCAAUAGUAUUCUUUGUUUUA